GACAUGUUUAGCAUUAGUGGCUCACAGAAGAAGAAGUAGUUUUUGGUGAUUUUUCUUGUAUAAAACAUGUACGACAGAGCUCCAAGGGCUCUAACACAGCCCUCUGUGGGCACAGGACACGGAGUGGGACCAGGAACGUACGAAUCUUUGGACACAAUUCAACGAAGAUACGAUGGAUAUGCACCUUUCCUUUCCAUGACGGGCAGAGAAACAUUUCUAGAUGUGAACGACAGUGUUAUUGCAGCUCCAGGACCAGGGGCAUACGAUCCAGGGCAAGCACAAUUUCGAAUUGUCGGAGGCCAUACUCUUUCUAAUACGUCUUCCAGAUUUAAAGACAAACCUAUCAAGACUCCUGGACCKGGUGCAUAUAAUUUACAGAAAAAGAAGGAUUGGAUAAAAGAAGUCACUCCUGCAAAACCAGAACAAAAUGAAGAGGCAAAUCACAAUAAUGUUUUCAAGACUAGCAGGAUUACUUUUAGGCGCAAGCCUGACCCACCUUCCAUCCCCUCUCCUGGAAAGGCUUAUGGGUAUGAAGAAGCACCAGAUGGGACACUCCGCCGUCAGGAUAUGCCAGCUAGAGAUAGUACCCUUGGACCAGCCUACUAUGAUGUCAGGAAUGAUGAUACGGUAACAACUCACAAGUACAAAGGAAUUCAUUUUAGUAACAGAACAUCAAAGAGAAUGCAGUUCAAAGGAAGUGGUGGUCCAGGACCAGGAGACUAUGAUCCAUAUGCAGAACCAGAAGAAGAAACACCAUUAGAUUUUAUUGUUAAAGAAAGUAGAAGACAACCUUUUGAAUCAAUGCUGCCAAGGUAUCAUGAUGUCAUUGCAAAGUCAGAAGAAAAAAAAGCUGUUCCAGGCCCUGGUAAAUAUGAGAUUAAGAGUCAGUUUACUAAGAGAGCACCUACAGCGGCCUCAACCGCACAGGAAAAUGCUGCCAUCACAGCACCAUUUGGAUCACAAGCCAAGAGAUUUGACAAGCAAAAACAUCAAUCACCAGCUCCUGGGACGUACAAUGAUCCUAGAAACUCACUUGAAGUUUUGAAAAGGACUACUGGUUUAAAGAGAAGUCCAUUUGGCCAAACAUCUGUAAGAUUUCAAGCAGGCAAACAYCAUUCACACAAAACUCCAGGACCAGGCACUUAUAACAUUCCUGACAUAACGUCAGAGUUGAACAGAAAAGUACAUCUGGAAAGUUCUAGGAAGGGGGCAUUUGGAUCUACAUCCAAUAGAAUAGCACAGAUGACCAAACGACAUGAGGACCAGUUACCAGGUCCUGCUCACUACAUGCCCAAAGAAAAGAACAAAAAGGAGGUCCAGAUUACAUCAACAUUUAAAUCCACAACAGAUAGACUUAAAACACCUACUGAUGUACCCAUUGAUGCCCCACCUCCAGGUUCGUAUGAAGUAUGUAGAUCACAUGACACUACUCAAGGAAAAGUUCUCUAUCCCUACGCACAAAGAGUCAAUAGAAAUGUCAAGAAGUCAGGAGCGUUUUUGUCUACAGCAUCACGGUUUACUGUUAACAGAAUACUUCCAGAUGAGGAACCUGAACCAGGCCCAGGCCAUUACGAGACGUCAAGAAAGAAUGCACCAGGCGGCUUGAUGGUAACACGUGACAAUCGAUUCAAAGCAAAAAAUAGCGAAGUACCAGGACCUGGGGCAUAUGAGUUAAGUCCCAUGCAAGCCCACACCCUUCUAAAAGGAACAUUCAACGCUACUCUCAACAACCCAAUAUCAAUGUCGUWCGAUGACUCUGAACCACGAACACCGUCAAAACAGGCCUUCCUGCUCGGCGUGUAAUCAUAAUAAUUGUAAAUAUAGAAUAGACAUGAAAUGCAUGGCUAAUUAAAUGAUCUGAUAGUUUGGUAGAUGA
Molecule: messenger RNA, 1876 nt
Organism: Exaiptasia diaphana
Lineage: Eukaryota; Metazoa; Cnidaria; Anthozoa; Actiniaria; Aiptasiidae
Product: sperm-tail PG-rich repeat-containing protein 2
Exons: 16
Coding region: 67-1803 (578 amino acids)
Source: RefSeq, a predicted model, not a curated record